Molecule: messenger RNA, 285 nt
Organism: Ogataea angusta
Lineage: Eukaryota; Fungi; Ascomycota; Pichiomycetes; Pichiales; Pichiaceae
Exons: 1
Coding region: 1-285 (94 amino acids)
Source: RefSeq, a predicted model, not a curated record
AUGACAGCUGGGAAUUUGGCAUCCACUCGAAGGAGUACUGAAAUAAACGAUUUAUACAAUAUACAGGUGCGGAAAAACUUUUAUGCUUUCACCUGUGACAGCAACGAGGCAGACUGGCAGCAGAGGACCAGAAAAUUACCGAAUGUCGUUGCGCAAGUUUCGAGGUCUGGCUGGUCCCCGGCCGUAGUCGCCCACCGCUCGGACCUCGUCGCCGCCGGUCCCGAGCACGCUGUCCCUAGCCACCCGGGGCCAACGCCUCUGGCUCUGCCCUUCCCGCUUACGUAA